AAAAAACGAUACAUUUUUUUUUAAACUAAAAUAAAAUGGAAAAAUUAAAUGUUGAUUGUCUUAUUCUUAUUUUCAAUGAAUUAAAAGCAGAAAUAAGAAAUAAAUACUUGUAUUCAUGUCUUUUAGUUAAUAAGGAAUGGUCUCAUUUAGUAGUUCCUAUCUUAUGGGCAAAUCCAGAAUACCUUAAUAAUGAUUCAAAAAAAAAAUUUUGUAAUACAAUAGUUUCCUGUCUACCACCUUCUUUAAAACAACUUUUAUUUGAUAAUGAUAUUAGGUUACCCUCGACAAUUUUUUCGAAAUCCCUAACAUUUAAUUAUAUCAGCUUUUUUAAAUAUUUACAUGCUAAAGUUAUAAAUAAUAUUAUAGAAUUUGUAUUUGAAAAAGAAAUUACAAAAUCUAUUGAUUUUUUAGAAAAAAGAAAAUUUUUAGAACAAGAAAUUUACAAGUUAUUAAUUAGUCAAUGUAAAAAC
Messenger RNA from Rhizophagus irregularis DAOM 181602=DAOM 197198, 470 nucleotides. The record is from RefSeq and is a predicted model, not a curated record. NCBI's taxonomy places the organism in Eukaryota, Fungi, Glomeromycota, Glomeromycetes, Glomerales, Glomeraceae.